Mesocricetus auratus (golden hamster) is the source of this 3214-nucleotide messenger RNA. RefSeq names its product DNA polymerase delta 3, accessory subunit (gene Pold3). The record is from RefSeq and is a predicted model, not a curated record. Gene Ontology annotation, molecular function: DNA-directed DNA polymerase activity. Lineage: Eukaryota; Metazoa; Chordata; Mammalia; Rodentia; Cricetidae. The coding region runs from base 108 to 1496 and encodes 462 amino acids. Gene Ontology annotation, cellular component: delta DNA polymerase complex; nucleus. The transcript has 12 exons. Gene Ontology annotation, biological process: DNA strand elongation involved in DNA replication; nucleotide-excision repair, DNA gap filling; DNA replication.
CCUCGGUUGCUGCGGGAGACGACCCGCGACCUGGGAGUGAGCGAAUCCGUUUCCCGCCGGCGGGAGCUGCGGCUGUGGCUGAGCAAAGGGAUCUGAGCUGCAGCACCAUGGCGGAACAGCUGUAUCUGGAAAACAUAGACGAGUUCGUCACGGACCAGAACAAGAUCGUGACUUACAAGUGGCUAAGCUAUACACUAGGAGUUCAUGUUAACCAGGCAAAACAGAUGCUCUAUGACUAUGUUGAAAGGAAACGGAAGGAAAAUUCAGGAGCUCAGUUGCAUGUUACUUACUUGGUAUCUGGCAGUCUUAUGCAGAACGGACAUUCGUGCCACAAGGUUGCAGUAGUGAGAGAAGAUAAAUUGGAAGCAGUGAAGUCCAAGCUAGCUGUGACUGCCAGCAUCCAUGUGUACAGCAUCCAGAAAGCUAUGCUAAAGGACAGUGGGCCUCUGUUCAAUACCGACUAUGACAUCCUUAAAAGCAAUUUGCAGAACUGCAGCAAGUUUAGUGCCAUACAGUGUGCCGCUGCGGUCCCCAGAGCUCCUACAGAAUCCUCAUCUUCUAGAAAAUUUGAGCAAUCAAAUCUUCAGGCAGCAAGUGAGGCACAAGCCAAUGAACUGACCACCAAUGGCCAUGGCCCACCUGCCUCCAAACAGGCUUCCCAGCAGCCCAAAGGAAUUAUGGGAAUGUUGCUCUCCAAAGCUGCUACUAAAACUCAAGACACCAACAAGGAAACCAAAGCAGAGGCUAAAGAAGUAACAAAUGCAUCUUCAGCUGGGGGCAAAGCACCAGGAAAAGGGAAUGUGAUGAGCAACUUUUUUGGAAAAGCUGCUAUGAAUAAACUUAAAGUCAAUUUGGAUUCAGAGCAAGGAGUGAAAGAAGACAAAACAGUGGAGCAGCCCCCAGUAUCUGUCACUGAACCAAAGCUGGCAGCUCCCACAGCUCUGAAGAAAUCCAGCAGGAAGGCAGAGUCCGUGAAGAUGCAGCUGAAGGAAAAAAAAUGGGGGAAACGAGUAGACUUGUCUGAUGAUGAAGCAAAGGAAACGGAAAACCUGAAGAAAAAGAGGAGAAGAAUCAAGCUUCCUCAGUCCGAUAGCAGUGAAGAUGAAGUCUUCCAAGACUCUCCUGAGAUGUAUGAAGCAGAGUCACCACCCCCACCUCCUCCUGCAUCUCCACCUCCUGAUUCUGUGCCUAAAACCGAGCCCCCUCCUGUCAAGAGUUCAAGUGGAGAAAACAAAAGAAAACGAAAGCGUGUACUGAAAUCUAAAACCUUUGUGGAUGAAGAAGGCUGCAUAGUGACUGAAAAAGUCUAUGAGAGUGAAUCGUGCACAGACAGUGAAGAGGAGAGUAAGAUGAAGGUGACGGCGGUACACAGACCCCCUGCUGCUGCUGUGAGAAAGGAGCCCAAGGAAGAACGAAAGGGUCCCAAGAAAGGGACUACUGCUCUGGGCAAAGCCAACAGACAAGUGUCCAUUACUGGCUUCUUCCAGAAGAAGUAAAUGCUGUCCCUAGCAGGACUUGGGGUGGUCACGGGAGAAGACCAACAAGCAUAGACUCACUUACUGUGUAAGUUCGCCUAGUCCUGCCUCACCUGUAUCAAAAGGCUGCUCUGCCAUCAUGUGACACUUGUACUAUUCUGGGUUUUUUCAACCAAAAGGGAGUCACCUAGAAGCAGGAGGCAGAAGAUAUUUUAAAAGCUGUUACAUUAUAUUGAGUUUAUAAAGCACAAUCUUUGACCUGCCUAGGAGAAUUCAUUCGAGAAUUACCUGCUGGGCCCCACUCACCCUAUGCCAUGUUCCUGCUCUGGUCCUCUGUAUUCUGUGAACUUGUGUGAUGACAGUGUUUUUAUUUUAUGAAUUCUACUGGAUGUGUUCACCACUUCUCACUUUCCUCUGUGCCGCUACACUUCUGACCCCACAAAUCUAUUUUCUGCAAAUGUUUUAAAUCUUGGUCAGAUGAAAAGCUAAAACUGAAAUAGUGACAUUCAGCUCCAGGCAGGCCAGUGUGAAGUGUCUGUUCCUUCCACAGAAGCUCUCCGGAACUUUCCUCACACUAAGUGGCGGGACAGAGCACAAAUAGAAAUUUCCUGAUGUACCCAACCUCACCAAACGGCCACGAGUCAGCAAAACGGGCACUGGCAGAACCGCCAUGUUGCCAGCCAGGACAUUCUGUAUACUCUUAGGUUUCUGGUUUCUUUCUCCCAUAUUUCCCAUUCUUAAUACCUAGAGAGUGAACCAAUAAGGUGAGGUGACGAGUAAGGAGGAAUGGCGGUUGCCCAUUCCGGGAAGGAGUGAAGAACGUCAGGCACAUGUUUCUACACGGAUGCUGCUCCUCUGUAUUUUCAGGUUCUCCAUUUGCUCAGCAGUACAGGCUCCCCAGGAGGAGAUGGGACGCUGACUGUUAUUAACCUAGACAGUAAUUAAAACAUUUGCUUUUGUACAUUUGUUUGUUCUGACAGUAACUUCAAAGCACCUUCCAUCAUGGCUGGGCAGGAGGUGAGAGCCACUUAAGAUUGUGUGGCAAUGGCAGUGAGCUGUUGGGAAGGGAGCAGAGCUGUGACUGUCCGUGUGAUUCAUUCUCAGCUGAUGAGGGGUGUCUGACCCGACCCUUCCACCAAGGCCUGGCUUGUGUCGUAAGAGAUGUAAGCAGCUGCCCACCAUUGGAGGUUAGGGUUGGGAUUGACCUUGGCAUUAACAUAGCUGCUUUAGCAACCAAGAAUGGGCUUGAUUAAGACCAGCAGCUUGGGAGAUGAGUCCUGGCCUUACGUCGAAGGCUGCAGGGCAGAGGCUUCACACACCAAACUGAGUAAAGGCUUUUUUUGAAAGUGGAAAAGAGUGGAAUGCCUGGACUUAAACUUGACAAAAAAACUUCUGGAGAAGAAUCCCUUAUUUUAAGUGGUUAUUUUUGUCAUUGCCUCUAGUCAUUUUUCUAAAUGGGAAUGGAAAAGUACAAGGCAACAAUUCAGUCUUUAAAGAAAUCUGAUUAUGGUGGGAUUUCUAAUAAAACUGAAUUUGAAUCGGAGCUCUGGUGGAAGUUGGGGUUGCGCCUCUCAAGGAGACUGCAAGUCUCUGAUCCCUGUACCCAACACGCCACCUGGGUUUCGAGCUGCCUGCAAAGCUAAGCAAGCAUUGAGUGGUGGUGUUGUCUGUCCGUUUUAUAUAGUAUUCAACCACGAGUUCAAUAAAUUCGAGAAGCUGUUUUGAAACAGUACUUUAAA